AUGGGGGACAAGAAGUCGGACAUGUACGACGUCAACUGGCAGAAGGUCUGGCCCGACCGCAUGCCCGUGAUCCUGCGCGACCUGGCGCCCACGAACCCCUUCAACCCGCGCAACCUGUGGCCGGAGGAGCAGGAGGAGGAGGCCGCCGCGGCGGCGCAGGCCCAGACUCAGACUCAGGCCCAGGCCCAGGCGGCCAAGGACAAGAAGGGCGCCAAGGAGGACAAGAAGGGCGGCGCCGGUGGCAGUGGCAAGCUCAAGAAGGCGGACCUGAUCCGCAUGCAGCUGGCCAAGGACAAGGCCCAGAAGCAGAGCAAGGUGGACGAGGAGAAGCUGGCCAACGUCAAGAAGUCCAAGAACCUGCUGGACAUGAAGAUGGUGACGCCCACGGGCCGCCUCAAGCAGCUGUACGAGAUCCUGCGCGACUGCUGCAAGAAGAAGGAGUUCACGGACGCCGUGGACACGCUCUGGGAGAUCCAGCGCACCAAGCUCAUGCCCGAGCGCUCGGCACUGGGCCCCGACGGCCGCAAGAAGCACGAGAAGCAGCGCAAGAUGGACGAGGAGGAGGACGCCAAGCUGCAGGCCGAGCUCAACGCCGUGCACAAGAAGUACCGCAAGUACGUCAAGACGGUCAACGAUUACCUAUCCGGCAAGGACCUGAUCGAGUGGCAGCUCACGGAGAUGUCGGACCGCCUGCCGCCGCUCAACAUGCACCACAUGAACAAGUUCAUCCUCGACGACUGGCAGCGCACGGUGCUGGGCCACAUCGACCAGAACCACUCGGUCAUCGUGUGCGCGCCCACGAGUUCCGGCAAGACGGUGCUGUCCUCGUACGUGUCGGUCGUCGGUGGCAAGGUGCUGUUCAUCGUCCCCACGGACCCGCUGGCGUGGCAGGUUGCCGCGCUCUUCCAGGCCAUGGUCAAGGGAUCCGUGGCGCUCAUCACGGAAGGAACGGUCUUCCUGCCGCCUGGUUUCCGCAUCGCUGUCGGUACGCCGCGCGCCGUUGAGUCGACGCUCGUUGAGAUCGGCUACGACUUCCAGUACGCCGUGUACGACGAGGUCCACGACCUGAACGGACCCGAGGGCGACGCCCUGGAGCGCAUCAUCAAGGCUGUGACGUGCCCCUUCUUGGCUCUGUCCGCCACCAUCGGCAACGCCCAGAAGCUCAAGAGCUGGUGGGAGUCGCACCUGGCGCGCGACGUGCAUCUGCUGGAGUACAAGGGCCGUUUCAUUAACCUGCAGCGUAUCAUUUGGUUCGAGGAGGAGGCCAAGGAGGAGAGCGCCAACAAGAAGGAGAUGGUCUACCUGCACCCGUGUGCCGGUGUGACGCUGGACUACCUGACCACGAUCGGUUUCGACGCAGGUGAUCUGGCGUUCACCCCUCGUGAUGCGUUCGCCUUGUGGCAGGCCAUGGAGAAGUUCUACCCGAAGGAGCUGAUUGAAGACGUGGACCCGCACAAGUUCUUCGAGCUGGAGGACGAGACCGAGGGCGACGCUGCAGCCCCCGCCGCUUCGAGCAAGAAGGACAAGAAGGGCAAGAAGGAGAAGAAGUCCAAGAAGGACAAAAAGUCCAAGAAGGACGAUGACGACGAUGAGGAGUUCGUCGUAGACCUGGGCAAGCGCACUCACCGUAUCACGCUGAUGGAGUCCAAGAAGUACGAGGACAAGAUCAAGAAGCGCCUGGAAGAACUGGCGUCCAAGGAACCGAAGAUCACCCAGACUCUGCUCGACUUCUUCGCGCCUCCGGCUAGUCUGCAGGACAUCACGGUGGAGCUGCACGACCCGCGCGACAUCAACCCCACCAGCUCGGUGGACGUGUAUGCGCUCGUGAACCAGCUUUGCGCCAAGAACCUUGUUCCUGCCAUUGCAUUCCAGCUCGACUCCGUCCGGUGUCGCCAGCUCUUCAACCAGCUCCUUGCGUCCAUUGAGGCCGCCGAGACGGCCAAGUACCCGAACUUCCGCGAGAAGGUGCAGCUUGAGUACGCCGAGUGGGAGAAAAACCAGGCGACCAUGAAGAAGCGCGCGGACAAGGUGAAGGCCAAGGGCAAGGAGGAGGACGACCGCGAGGCCCAGGCAUUCGAGGAGAAGCCGCCUCCGGACAUUUACGCCCCGCACCCGGACUUCGUCCUCACCCCUGCUGGCUCGCGCCUCACUGCCACGGAGUUCAAGGAGAUCAAGUGGCAGCUCCGUCGUGAGCUUUCAGAGGAUUCGGAUGACGGACACGCGCUGGUGCGCUCGCUUCGCCGCGGUAUUGCUAUCUACAACCAGAACCUGCCCGCGGCCUAUCUGCGUAUUGUGCAGGCCCUUGCCCAGGCUGGUCGUCUCGCGGUUGUCUUUUCGGACGACUCGCUGGCCUACGGUGUCAACAUGCCGUUCCGCACGUGCUGCUUCUGCGAGGACACACCGAACGACGUCCUGACCUCGCUGAUGGUGCAGCAGAUGGCUGGUCGCGCCGGUCGUCGUGGUCUGGACAGGCAGGGUAACAUCCUGUUCGCUGGCCUCUCGUGGUCGCGCAUCCAGUUCUUGAUGCGCGGUCUGCUGCCGGACGUCACGGGCCGCAAGUCGAUGUACCCGACGAUCGCCCUGCAAAAGCUGCUCUCGAACAACGUGACGGGCGACAUCAUGCAGCGCAUUGUGGCGCACCCGCUGCACGACUACAUGCUCCAGGAGGCCACGCCGUCGUCCCCGAAGAAGCAGGAAUCGUACUUGACCAAGUCGGUCGAGUGGAUGACGCACUUCGGCUUGACCAAGCCGGAGUACAGCCUCGCGGUGGACGUGUCGGUCGCCAAGCUCGUGUGGGAGUGCCGCGACGACCCGUCGGAGGCGCUGGGUAUCUUCUGGAUCCUGGAGGCGCUGCUGAAGGAGUUCCACCACAAGCCCGGUGACAACAUCGCGCUGCAGCUUGCGCUGUUCAACAUGCUGCUGCGCGUUGUUGGCCGCGAGAAGUUCCACCCGGAGUACGCGCACGGAUCCGAGCUUGCCCCGCUCCCUGGCCAGGAGGAGGCUUGGGAGAAGAUAUCGGCCAUGCUGCAGACGUACGAGGCCAAGCUGAACGAGCUGGGCGAGAACGCGCCGGAGGAGCUGCGCCUGCGGGUGGCCUUGACCGACCCGCUCGACGGCUACGUCUUCCGCACCGUCGUGGAGAACCUGAUCCCUCAGGGCCUUGGCACGUCGCAGCUGAACCAGAUCAAGAAGCGCCUGCGUCGCGUGGGUGACCGCCUCCGCCUGAUGCACAACCUGCUCAUGUACAGCGGACGCUACGGCGAGCUGGAGGAGAUCGUGCGUAAGUGUUUCCGCCGUAUCAAGUGGAUCCUGAUCGACUCGGAGGUGUAA
Messenger RNA from Phytophthora sojae, 3330 nucleotides. RefSeq lists its product as hypothetical. The transcript has a single exon. The record is from RefSeq and is a predicted model, not a curated record. Gene Ontology annotation, molecular function: ATP binding; nucleic acid binding. Lineage: Eukaryota; Oomycota; Peronosporomycetes; Peronosporales; Peronosporaceae. Gene Ontology annotation, cellular component: cytoplasm. Bases 1 to 3330 code for a protein of 1109 amino acids.